AUGGAUGAAGAUGAUGUACAACAAUUUUCUCUGCGUUGGCACAACCACCAGGUAGAUUUAUGUUCUGAAAUAUAUUUUAAUAUGUUUAUUAUAUUUCAGAACAGUGUGAUUGGUGCGCUUGGCCGUAUGUUGACGACUGGAGCCUUGAGUGACGUCACACUGAGCGCCACCGGUGUAAAUUUGAAGGCACAUAGAAUUGUAUUAGCCGCCUGUAGCCAGUACUUCGCUAAGUUGUUCAAAGAUGUAGAAGCAGAGAACAGCACGUUAGUAGUGGUUUUGAACUGUGAGGCGGAAGAGUUGCGUUUACUUCUGACGUUCAUGUACACGGGCGAAGUGACCGCGGGGCGAAGCGCCCUCCCGGCUCUGUUACAGCUGGCCCGCACGCUCCAGGUGUCAGGAUUAACUGACGCUGAUACGAAUCCUCCUAUUCCACAACCCAUUCCAGAAAUACCAGUCGAACCGAUAUCACCAAUAAAUUUAGAAAAAUCCAAUUCUUCAAUAGAUUUAAUAAAAAACGACGUCAACUUUGAUACGGAGAAAAAAAUCGAUGAAAUUCAAAAAGAACCGGAAUAUUUAAGAGACAUGUUGGAUAAAAAUGACAAUGAUAAGGACAAAUUAAGUAAAUUGGACCAAAUAGUACAGAAUCUUUACAGCACUCAUAGAGUUGGAAGUUAUGCUGCCAGUGUACCGCCUAAUAUUAACAGUUUAAUGGAUCAGGACAGCCGUCGUUCGUCAACUUGUGGUAUAUGUAACAAACGACUCAGCAACCAAUAUAACCUCAGAGUUCACAUGGAGACUCACGCGGGUCGAAGACAUGCUUGUUGUAGCUGCAGUCACGUAUCACGAUCAAGAGACGCUCUCAGAAAACACGUGGCUUACAGACACGGAAGAGGUGCAGUGUGA
Messenger RNA from Danaus chrysippus (African queen), 903 nucleotides. Lineage: Eukaryota; Metazoa; Arthropoda; Insecta; Lepidoptera; Nymphalidae. The record is from the annotation of a GenBank genome assembly.